Molecule: messenger RNA, 1264 nt
Organism: Diabrotica balteata
Lineage: Eukaryota; Metazoa; Arthropoda; Insecta; Coleoptera; Chrysomelidae
Source: the annotation of a GenBank genome assembly
AUGUCUUAUAGUACGCGAAGAAGUACUGGAUAUAAUACCCAGCAAACACAGAAUGUGGGGAAUGUUGGUCAACGGAGGCCGGUGGUAACAAAUAAUUUUGUUCAAGGACAACAAAAACCACAGCAGCAGCAGCAGCAGGUACAACAAAAUAAGCCAACAACGCCAGCUACUCCAAGACCACAGGCUACAACUCCACAGGCAGGAAUUCAGUUCAGGGCCCAGCAACAGACACCACAACAAGGAAAUCAACAAGCCCCAGUAUCUCAGACAACACAAGCAGCAGUAGCUGCAAGACAGCAGCAACAACAAGCGCAAGUACAACAACAAGCGCAAGUACAACAACAAGCGCAAGUACAACAAGCGCAAGUACAACAACAACAACAGCAACAACAACAACCUCAAAUAAAGCAAGAUACAGAUGUGGAUCAAACUAUGGAUACAACUAAUGGUAUUUCAACAGAUGGAACUGAAGUAAAGAAGAAGCCAUUUUGGGCCAAGUCUGGUUCAAAGGUAACAAAAAGAGAAAGAGUACGUAGGCGCAAUGUUAGAUUAAGCAAAAUAUUACAACCCAAGAAUGCUGUUAUGAUAUUAAAUGAACUAGUGAGAAACACCACUUAUGCAGUUGAUGAAUUAACCCAGAAAUAUGAUGGUAACCAAUUUAAAGCCACUGUGGUGUAUGAAGGAGUAGAACAUGUUGGUUAUGGUCGUAGUAAAAUAAAUGCAAAGAACACAGCUGCCGAAGCUGCAUUAAAACAUUAUGUAAAGACUAAUAAAUUGACGGAGUUGAAGAAAGAUGAUGAAGGAAAUGAAAAAAUGGAUGUAUCUGAAGAUGACGCAGCUCAAGCGCCGUUACCAUGGCAACAUGUUGCUUCAUUUGCUCUGUACAAACUAUUUUGCUCAUGGGGAGAAGAUCUUACAGUCAAUCAAAAUCAGUCUACACCCAGUGGAGAAAAGCUGCACGAAAACAAGCCUGCUAAGAAAAUGCCUGAAAAUCCAGAAACUAUUAAUCCGUUAAUGCUUGUCAAUCAGAUGCUACCACAAGCACAAUUUGAGGAAAUUGGAAAAACUGGAAAUCCUCCAAAUAUUGUUUUUUCAUUCAAAUGCAUUGUUGAUGGAGAAUCAUUUAUUGGAACAGGUUCCAACAAGAAAGCUGCAAAGAAAAUGUCGGCAUUCGGAGCUUGCAGCAAAAUAUUGGGUAUUCAAUACCCACCAGAAGUUUAUGUACCAGUUAAAUAAUUCAUUUAUAUUAAUGAAAUGUAAUUGA